AUGGCGGCGCUGAGGACGGUAGGUGCUGGCGGCUCCUGUGCCUGUUUGGGGGGGGUGGGGAAACUGAGGCAGCCCCACUCCCACCCCACAGGUUCUGGGGUGUCGGGGGGCUCCUGCCCCACCCCCCGGCAAUGCCGGGGGGUGUCGGGGGGGCUGCUGCAGCACCUGGGCCAGUGGUUCUACGAGGUGGACGUGGCGACGGCCUGGGGAGAGCGGCUGCGGCAACACUGGCUGCGGCGACACUGGCUGCGGAGCAGGAAUGCAUGCGUGGGGCUGGGUUGGGGCCCCCCCCCCGCUGCCCCCCAACUUGUGGGGUGGGAGUCCCCUGCCCUGCUUUGGGGGUGUCCCGCUUCCCCCCGGGGGGGGGUGGCCCUCGCCUUGAUGCCCCCCCCCCCCAGAUUUGAGGGGCAGGAGCACUGGAUCUGGCCGGAGAGCUGCUGGCGCCCUGAAGUGCUGCACCUCCAUGACAUCCCUGUGGUGGCCCUGGACCUCAGCAGCUCCCCCCUCACCUACGAUGGCUUGGACAACCUGGUGCCGCUGACCUGGCUGCAACACCUCGACCUGAGCGGGUGCCCCCACCUUGACAACUGGGCUCUGGGGCAACUGCACAUCUUUGGGGACAGCCUGCGGGAGCUGUCGGUGGCCCGCUGUCCCCACGUCACCGAGAGGGGUCUGGCCACCCUCCACCACCUCCAGGAGCUUUGGCGCCUGGAUGUGGCAGGGGUGCGGGUGCCCAGCCCGGGGCUGGUCCGUAUCCUGCUGGAGGAGAUGCUGCUGGGCUGCCAGAUCCUGGGCAUGGACCUCGGGGACAGCGUAGGGACGGGGACACUGACACCAUCGGGAGGGGGAAAGCCCCCUGCCUGAGGCUGACAGGGUUUUGGGGUGUGGAGGGAGCCACAUCAUCUGUGUCCCCCCGGAGAAU
Molecule: messenger RNA, 922 nt
Organism: Harpia harpyja (harpy eagle)
Lineage: Eukaryota; Metazoa; Chordata; Aves; Accipitriformes; Accipitridae
Gene: DMAC2
Product: distal membrane arm assembly component 2
Exons: 5
Coding region: 1-864 (287 amino acids)
Source: RefSeq, a predicted model, not a curated record